UUUUUAGCAGUAAUUAGCCAAACUCGAUCGCUGUUCAGUGAGAGAGGUGUCAGUCCACAUUCUAACUCUUCCCUUAGUUCUCGAAGGCCAUCAUUCAACGCUUCUACCUUUGGCUCCCCAGAUUUUGUGGACAGAACCCUGACAACCAAAAGAAUAAUACAUUCACCAUUUUACGGUGGCCGUACAACAUACGGAGGGGCAUCUGCCUAUUCUCAUAGACUGAAGAAAAACGCCGAUAUUAAGAAUUCUCUUCGAAACGCAUUUGAAGUGAAACCAGCUAACGAAUCUGUAAAAACCGAGAAUGCCACAUUAAGCAAAACGGCCAGGCGAAUUUUGGACACUCUAGAACAGUAUACGACACCCGUUUCGGAGGCCAAGAAAAUACCGAACCCUUCGUUACGAAGGGGUACUACAAAGAGGGAUGGCCUUUUAUCAAAAUAUACAGGAGCAAAUCCUUACUUUGUACGCGAACCUAAAAACACACCUUCAAGUAAGGAACUUCAAGUUCCCACAGUCCCUGAUUUAUUAAAAAUGAAAUUAAAAGAAAAACUACAAGAUAGUACUGUUGCUGUGAGACAGAUAGCUGCUACUUCAAAGGCUGCUCAAAACGCAGAUGAAUACAAACUGAGAGAUAAAGACGACGAACAGGCAACAUCGAAACACGUGAACAAAAUGAGAAAUAAAGUGUCGAAUAUACGAAAACGAACAACCGACACAAUGGAACAGGAAAAGGUGGAGCAAGUAAAACUACCAGACAUUGCGUUACCCAUUACUACGUUGCCCAAGUUUGAUUUUGGCAUCUUACCCACCACGUCGGCAUCUGGGAUGGUAACAAAAGCAGUUACCACCACGUCAACGCGAGUAGUUACGAAAGAAACUGAAACUGAAACGGACGAGGGAACCAAAAGGGAAAAACAAGUCACGAAGAUAUCCAUCACCAACGAGUCAAAGAAGAUCACAAGCGAAGAACCGAAACUAUUCGAAGUGAAUGAUGCGCCAUUCAAAUUUGCAAAACCUGUUGUAUUGUUAUCGAAUAAUUUAAAGAGUAUAAUUGGCAGCAACGACUUCGUCUUUAGUAAGCCAUUGAACCAGAAAGAAGAAGUUCAAAAUAACUUCAAGUCCUCGUCCAGUAAAUACGAAUUAAAACGAAAAUCUCAGAGCGGAAUCAAUUUUCUUCAGACGGCGAAAAUGGACCUUAUGAGUGCAUUUAAACCAUCAGCCAACACUUGGGAAUGUAACGUAUGUCUAAUAAGAAACGUACAAGACAGAGACAAGUGUGCUGCAUGUCAGGCCGAAAGGGCAUCGAAACCGCUGCCUACUGCUACUGCUUCUAUAAAAAACCACGAUUUUGGUAACAAAUUUAAACUGACGUCGGAUGUCAGAAACAAGAAUAUGGACACAAAUUGUGUGGCAAGUACGACUCCAAAACCUAUUAUUGAAAAUUCUUUUUUGCAUACAACCAAUGAAGGUUUCGGAGACAAAUUUAAACCUCCAUCAGAUACAUGGGUGUGCGGUGUUUGUAUGAUUAGAAAUAAAAAUGACUUAGACAAAUGUGCGGCUUGUGAAUCGCCCAAUCCAAACGCGCCCAAAAAGUCAACUAGUUUUGCGGACGCAUUUAAAAUGAAAAAGGAUGAAUGGGAAUGCCCCAUUUGUAUGGUCAGAAAUCCAGAAACUAAAGGCAAGUGCGCAUGUUGCGAGACCCCUCGUCCAAAACUUCAAUCAACGGAUAAGUCAGUUUCUGAAAAUAAAAACACUAUGUCCACAUUCAAUUUUGGAAUUAAUGACGCUGUCGGCGUUGUCACAUCCAAAGGGUUUACGUUUGGCAUUCCUAAGGACUUGAGAGAGACAGAAAAGACAUCAAAGCAAGACUUCUCCUUUGGAGUACCUAAUGAGAAAAACGUGUCUGCUUCGGAUGAAACCAAGCCUGUGCUUUUCAAUGGGGCGACCAAUAACAACAAAAAGGACACAGAGACAUCGGAAUCGAAUAAUAAUUCUAAACCUACUUUUUGUUUCGGAAUUACGACUACAUCUUCUGUUGCCACCCCCUCAUCGAAAUCUGUUGUAAGUACAGCGAAUUCCACCGAAACAACGGUUACGAGUAGUACAACUAUCACCACCACUUCCAGUUUCGGUUUUACCACCAAGACGUUAGAAUCGUCAGCUCCUUCGUCUUUCGUUUUCGGCGCUUCUACAGUGAAAGAUUUUGAUUCGAAGGCGCCAACUGAAACUAACGUAAUUCCCACACCCAUAUUCAAACAUGUUCCAGAAAAAAAGUCGGAUUCUUCUGCCACUAUUACGUCGACGAUGUUUGCAAACAAGGCAGACUCUAGCACGACGAAAACGAAUACGGUCCCUGCUCCAGUACCCGGAUUGAGAAGCCCAGCAACAACAAACAAGCCGUCGUCUAUAUUCGGAACAUCGGCGAAGCCAGAUUCGAGCACAUCGAUAUUUGGGUCGCCAGCUCCUCCUAAGGUAGAAGUGCCGGCGCCUAUUUUUGGAUCGUCCACUUUUGGAAAACCAACACCAGUUGCAUUUGGAACAGCUAAACCGGACUCCAGUACAUCAUCAAUUUUUGGUAGCAACAACAGCACUGGAGAUACAGACAACAAACAAAAAACCGAUGCGGUUUUUAAAUUCGGUACAACACCAACUCAGGCAAUUUCAUUUGGUGGAGCCUCGUCUUCUUUUCAAACGACUCCGUUCAUUACGUCGUCUAUUCCUGCUCCUACUUUUAGAAUGCCUGUAACAUCUACGACCGACCAAGGAGCGUUUUGUUUUGGUCAAGAUACGUCUACGAAACCGUUUAAUUAUGGACAACAGCCACAGCAAACUACGGAAGUAACGAAACCUGCUGCAGGUUAUUCCUUCGAGCAACAAGGAAAUAAGCAGCAACAAGAACAAAAAUUCAAUUUUGGUAGCAACAGUACUUCGUCGGCAGGAUUUAGUUUUGGUGCAAGCAGUAAUCCAACGGUCGGUGGUCCUGGUUUUAAUUUCAAACCGAUGUUUGAUUCUUCACAGCAGCAGCAGCAGCAGCAACAAACUACUAGUAUAUUUGGAAAUAGUUCCGCUACAGCGGCGUCCUCGGUUGUUUCCCAACAGCCUCCUCAACUUUUACAGAACGGCGGAUUCAAUUUUGGAAACGUUCCACCCAAGGGAGGUUUUAAUUUUGCACCUCAAUCAGGACCAUCUGCUGCGCCUGGAGUAUUUAGCUUCGGUGGUACGGGUACUAACGCGGUUCCAGAAGCACCGGGAAAUAGUGGGGGUUUCAGUUUCGGAUCUACUCAGUUUAACGCAAAUGUAAAGCCCAAUUUCAAUUUCACUGGUGCUGUACCACCCACAUUUUCGUGAGUAUUGUUGUUGUUC
This is a messenger RNA of Agrilus planipennis (emerald ash borer), 3363 nucleotides long. Its product is annotated as nuclear pore complex protein Nup153-like. The annotation marks the transcript as partial. Gene Ontology annotation, molecular function: structural constituent of nuclear pore. The record is from RefSeq and is a predicted model, not a curated record. Gene Ontology annotation, biological process: RNA export from nucleus; protein import into nucleus. The transcript is spliced from 2 exons. Gene Ontology annotation, cellular component: nuclear pore. Lineage: Eukaryota; Metazoa; Arthropoda; Insecta; Coleoptera; Buprestidae.